AAAAGAGUCGUAGCGGUGGUGACGUGUCGUGUCGGACUACAAAUUGGGCGGAGGGAGGUCGGUUUGUUGCAGAGGGAGGCAUCUAAUCCUGGAAGUUUCAAUCUCAAAAAACAAAACCACCAGAAUUGGAACAAUUGACUCACUGUGCUGCUUUAAGAGAAGCAAAUGUCGACCUUGAGCGUUCCGCCAGUCCCUACCUCUCCUAGAGACGAUGCUAUUCAGCUUUACCGUGCUUUCAAGGGGCUAGGAUGUGAUACUGCAGCAGUUGUCAAUAUUCUUGCCCAUAGGGAUGCAAUGCAGCGUUCUCUCAUUCAACAAGAGUAUAGAACUAUGUAUUCUGAUGACCUUUCCAAACGCCUGGCUUCGGAGCUCAGUGGAAAAUUAGAGACUGCUGUCUUGCUAUGGAUGCAUGAUCCUGCAGGACGUGAUGCAAUAGUCAUUAGGCAGGCCCUUUUGGCAGAUGUAACAAACCUUAAUGGUGCCACUGAAGUUAUAUGUUCUCGCACCCCAUCCCAGAUUCAAUUAAUUAAACAAAAUUACCAUUCAAAGUUUGGGGUUUUUCUCGAGCAAGAUAUUGAAGGACACACCUCCGGUGAUCAUAAAAAUCUUUUGCUUGCAUAUGUAAGCACCUUCCGUUAUGAAGGUCUUGAAGUUGAUAGAGAGAUGGCUCUGAAGGAUGCAAAGGCCCUUUAUAAAGCAGGGGAGAAGAAAUUGGGAACUGAUGAGAAAACUUUUAUCCGCAUAUUUAGUGAAAGAAGUAGGGCACAGCUUGGAGCUAUUAGUCCUGCUUAUCAUGACAUGUAUGGGGGCUCCCUAAAAAAGGCAGUGAAGAGUGAAACAUCUGGGAAGUUUGAGCAUGGUCUCUUGACAAUUUUAAAAUGCUCAGAGAAUCCUGCAAAGUACUUUGCUAAGGUACUGCAUAAGGCAAUGAAAGGUCUGGGAACUGAUGACACUACACUGAUUAGGGUCAUUGUGACGAGGACUGAGAUAGAUAUGCAGUAUACAAAAGCUGAGUACCUGAGAAAAUAUAAAAAGACCUUGAAUGAUGCAGUUCACUCAGAAACAUCAGGCCACUACAGGACCUUUCUUCUCUCUCUUUUGGGACCGAACCAUUAGCAUAAAGCACGUAAAUAAUGGGUUGCAUAAAGUAAGAGGUACAUGCUAUUUAGAAGUUAAACUGUGUGUAAGCAAUGGAACCGAAAGGUCAAUUCGUGUGAAUUAUGUUUCAGUGGAUCCACUUCCUUUUGUAACGCUUGAUGUAUUUGUUAAAUAUUGGUAAGAUGGGAAGUGAUUGCAGACUCUAUUAGGUGAUGACCCACCAUGUAUGGGCCUUGGGCAAAUGAACUGCUGCCUCUGUCUAUGCUUAUAGGCCUAUCUGGUUUAAUGAUAGCUUGUCUUGGAGGGUUUUUUCUCUAAGGUGAAUCUGUAUGUACGUCACGUGCCAGACUGGUUCAGUGAUGUCCGUACUGGAAUUCAGCAUCUAUGAAUUUGUUAUUUAUUAUUACCA
This is a messenger RNA of Theobroma cacao (cacao), 1507 nucleotides long. Its product is annotated as annexin D5-like. The record is from RefSeq and is a predicted model, not a curated record. Gene Ontology annotation, molecular function: calcium ion binding; phosphatidylserine binding; calcium-dependent phospholipid binding. Gene Ontology annotation, biological process: response to heat; response to salt stress; response to water deprivation. Gene Ontology annotation, cellular component: cytoplasm; plasma membrane. NCBI's taxonomy places the organism in Eukaryota, Viridiplantae, Streptophyta, Magnoliopsida, Malvales, Malvaceae.